CUCACUUCAGCAGAACAGCCCGAGAGAGUGUGUGUGUGUAUGUGUGUGUGUGUGUGUGUGCGCACAGCAUCUGAAACACUGCGGCAUGGACAGCGACGGGAGGAAAGUGGUCGUGUGUGACAAUGGCACUGGGUUUGUCAAGUGUGGUUUCGCUGGCUCCAAUUUCCCCGACCACAUCUUCCCAGCCCUGGUGGGACGUCCCAUCAUUCGGUCAGAUAUAAAAGUUGGGAAUAUAGAGAUCAAGGACCUGAUGGUGGGCGACGAGGCGAGCGAGUGCCGCUCCAUGCUGGAGAUCUCGUACCCCAUGGAGAACGGGAUGGUGCGCAGCUGGGAGGACAUGCUGCACCUGUGGGACCACACGUUCGGCCCGCAGCGGCUCGACAUCAGCCCCCCCGACAGCAAGGUCCUGCUGACGGAGCCGCCCCUGAACCCGGUGAAGAACCGGCAGAAGAUCGCAGAGGUCAUGUUCGAGACCUACCAGUUCCACGGCAUCUACAUCGCCAUCCAGGCCGUGCUGACGCUCUACGCUCAGGGUUUGUUAACCGGUGUGGUGAUCGACUCAGGAGACGGUGUGACUCACAUCUGUCCCGUGUACGAGGGCUUCUCUCUGCCUCACCUCACGCGCCGGCUCGACAUCGCAGGACGGGACAUCACGCGCUAUCUGAUUAAGCUUUUGCUUAUGCGAGGCUACGUCUUCAACCACACGGCAGACUUCGAGACGGUGCGGAUGAUGAAGGAGAAACUGUGUUUUGUCGGAUACAACAUCGAGCAGGAACAGAAGCUGGCCAAUGAGACCACCGUCCUGGUGGAGUCCUACACGUUACCAGAUGGACGGAUGAUAAUGGUGGGAGGCGAGAGGUUCGGAGCAGCGGAGGCUCUUUUCCAGCCUCAUCUCAUUAACGUGGAGGGAGUCGGAGUGGCCGAGCUGGUCUUCAACACCAUCCAGGCGGCGGACAUCGACCUCAGGUCGGACUUCUACAAGCACAUCGUCUUGUCCGGAGGAACCACCAUGUACCCGGGGCUGCCGUCCCGUCUGGAGCGAGAGAUCAAGCAGCUGUAUCUGGAGAGAGUGCUGAAGGGAGACACUGACAAACUCUCUAAAUUUAAAAUCCGCAUCGAAGACCCUCCGCGCCGCAAACACAUGGUGUUCAUGGGUGGUGCAGUGCUGGCCAACAUCAUGAAAGAUAAAGAGUCUUUCUGGCUGUCGCGAGCCGAGUAUGAGGAGAAAGGCCUAAAGGUGCUGGACAAACUGGGAGCGGUGCUGGGAUGAGCGUCGGCACCAAAACCAGUCACUCUAACCUCUUCAUGCAUGUUCCCAUUCAUAUCUAUUGCUAUUAUAAAAAAAACAAAAA
Rhinichthys klamathensis goyatoka is the source of this 1352-nucleotide messenger RNA. RefSeq lists its product as uncharacterized. Gene Ontology annotation, biological process: Arp2/3 complex-mediated actin nucleation. The record is from RefSeq and is a predicted model, not a curated record. Gene Ontology annotation, molecular function: actin filament binding. The transcript has 8 exons. Bases 86 to 1270 code for a protein of 394 amino acids. Gene Ontology annotation, cellular component: actin cortical patch; Arp2/3 protein complex. Lineage: Eukaryota; Metazoa; Chordata; Actinopteri; Cypriniformes; Leuciscidae.